Pseudozyma flocculosa PF-1 is the source of this 1959-nucleotide messenger RNA. RefSeq lists its product as uncharacterized. The record is from RefSeq and is a predicted model, not a curated record. The transcript is spliced from 4 exons. Lineage: Eukaryota; Fungi; Basidiomycota; Ustilaginomycetes; Ustilaginales; Ustilaginaceae. The coding region runs from base 1 to 1959 and encodes 652 amino acids.
AUGGACUCGCCCUUCCAGCAGCCGCAGGGCGGCGUCGGCCGCGGCGGCGGCGAUGGCCAACCCGCAUCUGCCCCCGGUGGCAAGCUGCCCGCCGGCCUCGCAGGCACCCGCGCACAGAUGCAGCUCACCCCAAGGGAGGCAGAGGCCCUGCGCACCAUCAAGCGCAACGUCGACCGCUCAAAGACGGCAGGCUGGAUCAUCGGCGGCGCCGGCUCCUGGUUCCUUCUCUCCCGCCGCAAGCCCAGACCCUCGAACCUCCAGCUGGCCGGACUCAGCUUCAUCGGCGGCCUCGGCACCUCGUUCCUCCUCAUGCCCCUCGGCGUCGUCAUGAGCAAGGGCAUCGUCGACACCGUAGAGGACCCGCAGCACCUCAAAAAGGUCCUCGCAGACGUCGUAGAGGAAAAGAGGCGCGGCGGCGCUCCAAACGUCCGAAUCGGCCCGCCCCAGGGCAUGGACGGAGAGCAGCAGUGGGGCCAGGCUGCUCAGGGAGGCGCACCCGCUCAGCCACGGGGUGACGGCCAACCCAGAUUCACGCCCUCCCCGCCGGCUGCCGCAAGCGAGCAGACCCCGAGGGAGGCAACGUUCGACUUCUUUGACUCUGGCUCAGGCGGUCCCGACGAGGGCGGCGCGUCAGCCAGCAGGUGGGCCCAGCUCCGUGGCGAGAGGGGCGUCGAGCCAAGCAAGUGGGACAAGAUCCGCCAGGAAAACGCCCGCAACGCCUACAACCGGCGAAACGCCGCCGCCACCGGCAGUGCCUCGUCCCCCUCGCCCUCGCCGUCGGCCGUCGACCAGGCUGGUGGCUCGUCGGACGACCGCUUCCCGCAAGCCUCUGGCAGCUUCUCGACCUUUCCGGGCGCCAACACCGACAGCGACCCGCGGUGGUCUUCGACAUCCCCGCAGGCGCCUUCCAAGAGGCAGCCCGGUGGUGAUCAGCUCGACGGCUGGGGCUCGGCCGAGUUUGUCCAGGACACUUCGAGCAGUGGCGGGGCUUCCUACGGAGGAGGAGCCGCCAAUCGGCGCAGCUACGGCAUCAACUCGGUCGACGAGGAAUCCAUCAGCGCUCUCAGGGGAUUCGAGGUCGACUCGGACGCUCCCAUGAAGGUGGCCAAGGGCUCGCUCCUUGCCGCCCUGGUGGGGGCCGUCUCGGGAUCCGUCUAUGGAGCUGUUCGCGGCCAGACUGGAGCGCCCACGGUGCUGGGCAGCAGGAUGGCCUUCAACAUGUUUGCGUUUGGGUUCCCCUUCUUUGCGAUCCGGGAGUACGCCAUCAACCCGACGCUUUCGGUCAUGGCCCACGAGAAAAAGUACGAGCACCCGACCGCGCAGCACGCCUAUGUGCGGCCGCGGCACAAUCCGCACACGCGCGACCUGGCGUCGAGCGGCAUCUCGGGAGCCAUCGUUGGUGGCACCUUGGCCGGCUACGCACGCGGACGCCAAUCCAUCCCGUCUGGCAUCAUCAUGUUUGGGCUGGCGUGCACGAGCCUGCAGUUUGCUGGCAACGAGCUGAGGUACGCCAAGGGGCAGCUGCUGAUGCGACAGGCCACCCCGCCGCCCACGCAAGUCGCCCUGACUGGGCCUCCCCAAACACCGACGGGCGGUGCCACGACGGUAUCCGAACAACCUGGCCCGGGGCGGACGACGACGACGGCGAUGGAAUUCGCUCGAGAUGGUGCCUCUGAACAAGGCCAGGCGCACACUGCAGCAGGAACAGCGACGGCGGCGUCGGCGGAGGACGCGAUCCCUGCAACGACGACGACGGCGCCCAAGAAGACGACAGGACGAGGAGGGAGCUGGCUGGAAUCGCUCAAGAGUCUCUCGCCGGUGCGGAGCGUGUCGGACCAAGAGUACGAGGCCAAGCUCAAGGAGAGGCUACAGGGCGUCGAUGCCCGGUUGGUCGGGGUCCGGGAGGAGCUGGCGGAGAUUGAGAGCGAGGAAAAGGCGGCUGCUGAGGCUGUAGCGUGA